UUGCUGGAGAGAGGCAAGGCGCACGGUGAAAGCAGCUGGCGACAGAGAAGAUGGACGGGAGAAGCGAGUUCCUUUGCGGGGUUGUGGAAGGGUUCUAUGGGAGGCCCUGGUCUAUGGAGCAGAGGAAGGUCCUUUUCCAGUGGAUGCAGAGGUGGGAGUUGAACACCUAUCUGUACGGUCCUAAAGAUGAUCUGAAACACAGACUACUCUGGAGAGAGGUCUACUCCCCUGAAGAGGAGGGUCAGUUGCGUACUUUGAUAGUAGAGUCAGAGAAGAGAGGUCUGAGGUUUGUGUACUCUCUCUCUCCUGGUCAAGACAUUGUCUUCUCUUCUUCCUGCGACCUCUCCCUGCUUAAACGCAAGCUACGACAGGUGUCAAAGUUGGGUUGCCAGGCAUUUGCGAUCCUUUUUGAUGACAUCGACCACUCCCUGUGUCAGGCUGACAGUCAAGCCUUCUCCUCAUUCGCUCACGCCCAGGUUUCAGUUGCCAAUGAGAUCUACCGAUUCCUGGGAGAGCCGCCCAUCUUCCUGUUUUGUCCAACAGAGUACUGUGGAUCUCUAUGUUCUCCCAGUGUAUCUAAGUCUCCAUAUUUGAUGACUGUUGGAGAGGACCUGCUGCCUAACAUCUCUAUCAUAUGGACCGGUAGUAAGGUAAUCUCUAGAGAGCUGAGUGUAGAGGGUCUGUCUGAAGUACAGUCUGUCCUACAGCGCCCUCCUCUGGUGUGGGACAACCUGCACGCAAAUGACUACGACUCCAGACGUCUCUUCCUGGGUCCCUUCAAGGGUCGCUACCCCCAGCUUGCCACCCAACUCCGGGGCUUGCUGCUUAACCCCAACUGCGAGUUCGAGGCCAACUACAUACCCCUGCACACGCUGGGGACUUGGUACCGCACUGGGAGGGAGGAGAAGAAGGAUGAGGAGUACCAGUACUGUCCAGAGAUGGCGCUGUCUACUGCACUGCACGACUGGAUGGGAGAGCUCAGCCAACCACUGCAGCCAGGUCGCCAGAGCAGACAGGCAGACCAGAGGUCAUCAGGUCAAAAGUCGGGGACCCUAGAGAGUGAAAACUGUCACCCCACCACCAAAGAAGGUCGCCCCAAACCCCCUAGAGAACCUCCGCAGGGGGACAGCCCUCCCCCCUCCAGCCCUGAGGGAGAGGAAGGGGUGUGGAGGGGGGAGAAAGAAGGAAGGAGUGAGGCAGGAGACGGAGAGGAGAGAGAGAAGAAACUCCACAACAACCAGUUCCAACAAGGGCCAGGCCAGCCAAUGGGUCCAGGGGGGGUGCUGUGUGUUGGGAAGGCUCCUCUAAGCGAGUCCCAAAUCCGGCUGCUGGUAGGUCUCCACUACCUUCCCCAUGAGCACGGCCCGUCAGCCCAGAGACUGUUACAGGACCUCACCUGGCUCAAAGAACACUGCCACCUGGUCAGCGCUAACGACAAGAAGGGGCCGCCGCAGAAGGCGGAGGAGUGGCGUGGCCGAGCGGCCGGGUUCCUAGGUGUGUGUGAGGAGAUUGCAGCGCUGCACAGUAGUGUAGUGAGUGGAGUGAGCAAGGCCGUGCUGUAUGACCUUUACCCUUACGUAUGGGACCUCAGAAACACUGCACUGGUGGCCAAGGCCUUCAUCUGCUGGCUCGAUGGGCGUGUGUUAAGUGACAGCUCUCCGUUGGGUUCCUGGAGGAACUGCUUCCACUGGUGCGGGACGACCACGGGGGCAGAGUUACUGGGGGUGGAGUCAGAACCCUGGGUGUUCAAAGGGGGAGUGUCCGGAGAGUUGCAGAUGCUUCUCCCUAUAGGCAGUAACAGUGAACUGUUCAGCCACCCUCCUCCUCUCUUCCCCACCUCACGACUCUACAACAUACGACCCUACCACAACAAGGACAAGGUGGAGCUGUAUUGUAUGGUGCGCCAGCUUCAACAGAGAGCCCAGGGGAGCCCUGAUUCCAGCCCAGCACAUCCUGACCUCAUUGGAGACAGGUGUCUGGGGCCCUGCUUGGCUUUGUGUCCUGAGUACAGCAUGGUGCUGGAGGAUGAGCUGGGUGUGUGUGGGUGUGUGUUGGGCGUCGUAGAUGUUCGUUCCUUCGCCAAGCGCUGCCAGUCCUGCUGGAUGCCCGCCAUGAGAGAUAAAUACCCACCUCGCACCGGACAUGCCAAGUCACAGGAGGUGUUGCAGCAGAUAGAGGAGGACCAAGGGGAAUACCCAGACUCUCUUCUCUACCACUUUCCCUCCCAGCUCCGCCUGGACGCUUUGCCUGACCUGGUGGACGUCAGUGUGACCCGCUGCCUGCUAACCGCACUCCUCACUGCACUUAAAGCCAAUGGUGCUCAUGGUGUGUUCUGUGAGGUGCAGCCUACAGAUCGCAUGAGGCUGGACUUCCUGGCUAAACUAGGCUUCUUGGAGAUCAUCAGAGGAGAGGCACGACACAGAGAGGGAGUGGUACUGGGCAGGCUGCUCUGAACACACACACAUGCAUACACUCUCACACACACACAGAAAUGUACACACAAGAGGUGUGAUGGUUCACCAAACCCAGGGUUCGGUAUGUAUUGCAGUUUUGAGGUCACAGUUCGGUUACGGUGCAGCGGGAAAAUGAAAUGCCAACAGUUAGCCUAUUCUAGUUACUUUUUGUUUAUUUAAGAAAAUACAAGGUGUUGGUAUUCUUGAUUGGGAAAACACACGAAUACUCAUCAAAACUACAUUUAAAAUAAAGUGCAAUAUGCGUGUGAAAUCAAUGUGUAAAAAUGGCUCAGACAUUGUAUAGGCCUAUGCUGAUAAUGUUUUUCUUACAAAGAGAAAAAGAUGUGCACUUGUGUGACUCUCAUAAAGAGAGCAUGUCUGUAGCACAGUACUUCUCAUCUCCCACUCCGAGGUAAUGUGAUGGGCUGUCACUGUGUAUUUAAUAGGGUCUUGGUUGAAAAUCGACCAACCUCAGAAUUCCCACUUCCUGUUUAGAUUUUUCUCAGGUUUUUGCCUGCCAUAUGAGUUCUAAUAUACUCACAGACAUCAUUCAAACAGUUUUCUAAAACAGAGUGUUUUCUAUCCAAUAUGAAUAAUAAUAUGCUCUGUAGAGCUGGAGGUCCAUUCAUCUGUGGUAAGCAUAACAGAGUGUGAAUUGGCAAAUUAAUUUGUCGACCUCACCUCCCGCCAUUGUACAGAACUAGUUACCGGCUGCGCCUCACAAAAUGACAGUUUUUAAAUGCACCAAUUAAGAUCACAAUUUUGAUUACAACGUGUGCAUACGCUGUAGUUGUUUUAAGGGAAUAGCCUGAAAUUGUUUUUUUUUUCAGUACAGAAUUACUCGAGGCAUACAUCGCAGCGUAGGCAAAGCAUAUAAAAAUAAAUGUAUUCAUUAAAGUUCACAGUACGACCCGAGGUCCCUGUACUGCCACCGUUACACCCCAAUACACACCCGUACAUGCAUGCACUCACACAUUCAUUUGCAUGCACGCACACACACAUUCAUUUGCAUGCACGCGCACACACACACAGCACAUGCUCAAAAACACACAUACACUCAUAUGCGCACUAAUAAACACUGUGUAGUACAAAAGGAACAAUAGAACAAAACUACUGUAAGCUUAAUCACACACAGGUGAUACAGGGUAAUGCAUGACACAGUGCUGUCUAUACACACACGAAAACGCAUGAAAAGACAGAGGGCAAACAUUCACACGAACACACAUAACACACACGCGAAAACAGAUAUGAACAUACACAAGGCUGAGGGUUAUAAGGAUGAUGAAGAUGGGCACAAAACCAAUAUGUGCAUCAAAUGGCCCACAAACCCAAACACACACACACACCGAUAAAUCCUACUCGGCGUAGGACAUAUAGCAUCAUUCACCACGUCCUUUUCUUUCUAUCUUCUAGAAGCACAAGAACAACAACGCAACCGUUAAACGUUUUAUACCUGAGACAUGUCUUCACUAGAAACCAAGAAUGUCCUUUUCUAUUGAGGAGACUUGGGCUGGGAUUCAAUCCGAUCCUGCUUGUAGACAAUGCAGCUUUUAAAGGCAAUAUCCCCACGUUUGCGGAGAUCGCAUUCAAGGGAUUUGCACGGACCCUGGAACUGACCAUAUAUGUAGCUUUAUUACUUUCUUGUGUUUGUGUUCUACUUGACUUUUUUUUAUAGUACUGCUGAUAUUGAUUACUGUACUUGUGCACGUGACAAAAAUUUGAGGAAAAAGCUGCAACAUGGAAAUUACUUUCAAAUGACAACCACGCUGCAACAAGGUUUCGGAUUGAAUCCGGCCUUGAUUGAGAAGACUAUCAGCGGUCUAUGUCUUUUACCUUUAUAAAUAAAGUGUAUUAUUCUCAUUAAAUCGAAUAGAGUUAGGUCACAGAUGGAAGGGAUUUAGUUAUCAAAAUCUUUGACUAGGUGAGUGCUUGAGAACACUACUGUCAGUGUCUAUCUAGAAGAUAGCGAAGGAGUCAGGCGCAGGACACAGGUAAGAGUAAAAAACACCGUAUUUACUCAAUACAAGAGCGUAACAAAAAUCCUGUAUUAAAACAAGGACAAAACAGGACAUCGAACUCCAACACACGAAAGACAAUUACGCACAAAACAGAAAGGGAAACCAGAUGGUUAAAUAAGAAACAUAAUUAUGCGAUGGGAACCAGGUGUGUAAACAGACAAAACAAAAGGAAAAAUGAAACAUGGAUCGGUGGUAGCUAGAAAGCUGGUGACGUCGACCGCCAAACGCCCGAACAAGGAGAGGGAACAACUUCGGUGGAAGUUGUGACAACUACAAACAUGUCCGUUUUUUUCUCUCGAUCACGUCCUAACCAUUCGUCUCCUAUCUGUGUGACUACUUUUCUAGAACAGCAGCGCUUACUAUUCAUUGUCCUUGAAUCACUGUCUCUGUCCCAAAUGACACCCUAUUCCAUAUUUAGUGCACUAUGGUCAAAAGUAGUGUACUUUUUAGGGAAUAGGGGGCCAUUGGGACGGAGCCUUUGUCUUUGUCUCACUAUGCUUGCUUCAGUGAACAAUGGUUGUUUUGUAAUGAGGUCUGUCGUUAGAUGUAUAUAGCCAGUGUUCAUUCCUUUUAAAGGCAAUGUUCCCAGAGAUCACAUUCACGGUAAAAGCUGCAGAGGUUGGUUCAAUGGAAAAUUACCUUUAAAUGUCAAGGGUGCUACAACGCAGUUUUGGACUGAAUCCCGGCCUAACUGUUCAUUCAGGGUGUGUGAGGGUUAAACUACCAUGUUACUGUGUAGAAAGAAGUCUAUGUGUUUACAAAUUACUGCAGUAAUACCAAUGUUUUAAAAUGUAACUUUUUAUAAAAAUAUUGUUUGUUGUUGACACUAUUAAAAUAUGUUUUCCUCCUUUCCUUGUGCCUUUCAGUGUCUGUUUGUCUUUCAUCAUGUCAUGAGGUUAUCUUUUUAAGAAAAAAAAAAAUUCUUCAUUUUUUUCACAUCUACAGUUCCUUCACAAAUUCUUCAUACCCCUUAUUGCACAUUUUGUGUGACAGCAUUUUGCAAAUGUAUUGAAAAUGAAAUGCAGAAAUAUUUCAGUAUUCACACCCCUGGGUCAAUACUUUGUAGAAGCACCUUUUGUCUGUGAUUACAGCUAUGAGUCUUUGGGUAAGUCUCUAAGAGCUUUGCACACCUGGAUUGUACAAUAUUUGCCCAUUAUUCUUUGAAAAAUUCUUCAAGCUCUUUAAAAUUGAUUGUUGAUCAUUGCCAGACAGCAAUUAUCAAGUCUUGCCAUAGAUGUUCAAGCCAAUUUAAGUCAAAACUGGAAAGCAGACUGAACCAGGUUUUCCUCUUAAGAUUUUGCAUGUGCUUAUAGCUGUAUUCUGUUUCUUUUUAUCCUGAAAAACACCCUAGUCCUCGCCGAUGACAAGCAUACCCAUAACAUGAUUCAGCCACCACCAUGCUUGAAAAUAUGAAGUGGUAUUCAGUGAUGUGUAGUUUUGGAUUUUCCCCAAACAUAACGCUUUGUAUUCAGGACCAAAUGUGUAUUUCUUUGCCACAUUUUUUGCAGUAUUAUGUAAGUGACUUGCUGCAAACAGGAUGCAUGUUUUGGAAUAUUUUUCAUUCAGUACAGGCUUCUUUCUUUUCACUCUGUCAUUUAGGUUAGUAUUGUGGAGUAACUACAAUGUUGUUGAUCCAUCCUCAGUUGUAUCAUAUCACAACCAUUAAACUCUGUAACUGUUUUAAAAUCA
Messenger RNA from Salvelinus fontinalis (brook trout), 6160 nucleotides. Its product is annotated as protein O-GlcNAcase. The record is from RefSeq and is a predicted model, not a curated record. Gene Ontology annotation, biological process: glycoprotein metabolic process. Gene Ontology annotation, molecular function: beta-N-acetylglucosaminidase activity. Lineage: Eukaryota; Metazoa; Chordata; Actinopteri; Salmoniformes; Salmonidae. Bases 51 to 2453 code for a protein of 800 amino acids. The transcript is spliced from 18 exons.